UGUACACAGUGAGGGCUUGUGCUCUGUACCUAGAAGACCCCCACCCUCCUUUUCAGCAGUCGGACUCCCUUUUGUGUCAUCUCUUUAAGCUAGGACGUUUCCCCCCAGCCUCUCUGGACUUCAUGUCUGUAUUUUACCCUAUUCCUUGCACUGAUUACUUGAGAUCAGCUGAAAUGACUGAGGUUAUAAUGAACACUCAACCCAUGGAUGAGAUUGGUCUAAGCCCUCGCAAAGAUUCUUAUCAGAUCUUCCCAGAUCCUUCAGACUUCGAACGAUGCUGCAAACUGAAGGACCGGCUUCCCUCUAUUGUGGUGGAACCCACAGAAGGUGACGUGGAGAGUGGAGAACUAAGAUGGCCUCCAGAAGAAUUCCUGGUGGAAGAGGAGAAGGAAUCGAACUGCGACACACAAAAAGACAAUAAGGAGCAGUAAAGCACUAAUCUUGAGAUGACCCUUGUCAUUUGGAAGAGAAAUUACCCAUCAAUGGGCCUCCUAUGAAUCGUUUAGGAAGGAUUUUGUUGACGACAAAUUCCAAGAUGCACCUGUGAUGAGACUUUUUUUUUUUUUUCUUUUUUUUUCUUUUUUUUUUUCCUCUUGGUGGAAGAAUCCAGCCUUCAUUGUGAUUAAAAGCCCAAAGUCUUGAAGAAGUGUUUGCUUUUAUUUUUAAUUCAAUCAUUAGAAUACUAUCUGAGGUUUAUCCCAAGGCUAGAUGCAUUGAUAAUCUUAGGCUAACGCAAGAAGGAAUUAUUAUUAUUUUUUUUUAACAAAGGCACAGACUCAACGACCUUUACAAAAACUGCCUUUUCUGCAAGAACAAAAGGUCAACCCAUUACUUCUCCAUCUGAAUGUUAUGUCCUCCAACGGGAGUCUUAGUUGAUUCAAUUCUGGUAACUGUUUGUCAUUACAAAUCUAUGCCAACCAAAGUCCUCUUCCGGUGAACUGGCUGUGUAGAUCUUGGCUCCACUCUCGACAAGUUGUAAAUGUCAUCGAUGUGUCGUAACUAUUUGUAAUUGGAUCAAAAAGUGGAAUCUGUCUCUGUAGUAUUAAUACCAGUGUUCAUCAGUGUGUACAAGGAUGCAAUAUUGUUAUGUAUUUGUCCUGUACUAUAAGAUUUGGUGUGUUCCUUGGCUUAUGUAAAACUUUUGUAGGUUUCAACAAAAAGUCAACAUUGUAGAUCAGUACGUAGAGCUCAUUUAUGGAUGAAAUGGCCAUCAUGUGUGUCAAUGCAUUGUUUUUUUUUGCUCAGAAGUCAUCAAAAUGGGGUCUUGGUCAUGACCACCCAUGUUGGCUUGUGUCCAUCAUUAUGGAGAAAAUCGACCGUUUGCCAAUAUAUUAGUGGUGAGCAUUGAGUUAUGUCCAUCUAAUGCAACUUCUCGAAAUAUAUGUUAAAGGUCUGUGUAGAACUGAGGAGGGGCACGUUGUCCUCAGGACACAUUUUCCAUGUCAAGUCAACCAUGUUCUGGGGUCUUAGCCCAUUGUUGGUGCCCUCAAGAGAUGUUGUUCAUGAUUUCUUAAGAUAAAGCUUAUAGAUGAUGACAGCUCUAAAAAAUACACAUCAGUCUUUCAGUAAAAGCCCAUUCACAAUGCAAAAAGCCUUUUGUGAGACCCAUGGUUGCCCUUUACUCCACCAGAGACUGUGUUUCAAGCCUUUUAAGUUUUCAGUAUCCAUUAAAUUGAAAAAAUACCUCGGUUUUAUAGCCAGUGGCUACAGAGGAGAGAUCUUGAUUUAUUUUUUUCCUGCACCACCCCAGAUUGCUAGAUGCUUUGUCCUUGUAGAUGGUUCCUAUUUUUGAAUGACUAUACAGCAAUAAUUCUUGUGCUUUGAUCCAUCCAAUUAAGAUUCUUGUGCGUAUCUGGCGAGCGGAACAUGUAUAAAAUGUUUGGUGGUCGUGUCUGCCUCCUAUAGAUGGUCUUCAUCCACCAGCUGAACGCCCUCCAGGUCAUGGUGUUAUACGUUUUUGUCACUGUUCACAAAUAGGUGCCGAGCAUCACAGAUGUGUCGUAAACCGUGCUGAACUCGAUACGAUUGUGGUGUUUCCAGUAGAUGCGUAGUAACAGCCCACCGAGACCUCUCCACUUCCAUCGGGCUUUCGACAUCCUGCUGAUCCUCCGCAAAGAAACUUGAGGUCGACUCGGUGGAAGGAAGGACAUUUGUCUUCCCCCCCCCCCCCCUCCCCCCCUCUUAAGAGUAUUGUAUAUUUCCAUUUGUUACAAAAUGUCUGCGAACAAAAGCACUCGAGUAAACGGUUGUAUCAUAGUUAUAUGUAAAUAUAUAUAUUUCUGUAAUUUUUGAGGCUCAGGGAGAUGCUAGCUUUUUUUUUUUUUUUUUCUCAAACUUUUAUGUCACUGUGACAGAUGUAAAUAAAGUUUCAGAUUGCUUUCCAA
This is a messenger RNA of Bufo bufo (common toad), 2384 nucleotides long. RefSeq names its product LBH regulator of WNT signaling pathway (gene LBH). The record is from RefSeq and is a predicted model, not a curated record. Gene Ontology annotation, biological process: positive regulation of DNA-templated transcription. Gene Ontology annotation, cellular component: nucleus. The coding region runs from base 123 to 431 and encodes 102 amino acids. Lineage: Eukaryota; Metazoa; Chordata; Amphibia; Anura; Bufonidae. The transcript has 3 exons.